AUGAACAAUUAUUCUCGACCCUCAACGCGUCGCGCUCCUCUGGGAGAGGCGACUCGACGAAUCAACAAUUCAGACCACUCGCGAUCCCAAGGCUCUCCAAAGCCUUCUCCAAUGCCUCACCACGAAAGUAGGAAACCGGAUGGUCUCCUCCAGAAGAAGACGCACAAGGAGGACAAGAGCAGCGGCCAUACGCCAACCAGAGAUAACCCGCGCCUCUCGGCCAUCAAAGAACCAAAUUCGAACCGCAACUCCGCAAUCUCGACCACCUCGGCCGAGAGCCGGGCGCUCAAGUCUAUGAUUGGGCCAUGGAAGCUGGGCAAGACUCUGGGGAAGGGAUCUACUGCACGUGUGAGGCUGGGACGACAUGUGCACACUGGGCAAGAGGCUGCUAUCAAGAUCAUGCAGAAGAGUCAUGCUCAGAUCUCGCAGGCUGGAAGUCUCGCAGACCUUGAAAAGGCGGAAGCUCGACAGUCCGAUUACGAUGGUGUGAAGCAUAUGCCGAUUGGCAUUGAAAGAGAGGUCGCCAUCAUGAAACUCGUGCAACACCCACAUAUCAUGAAGCUGUAUGAUAUCUGGGAGAACCGAACCGAGAUCUACUUGAUCCUCGAACUCGUCGAUAAAGGGGAGCUAUUUGAGCAUAUCAAGGAAAAUGUCCGAUUAUCCGAAGAGGAGGCUAUGCUUUACUUCCGUCAAAUCAUCAGUGCGCUUGGGUACUGCCAUUCAUUCAAUAUCUGUCAUCGGGAUCUCAAGCCUGAGAACAUACUCUUAAACAGCCAGAUGGAGAUCAAGCUUGCAGACUUCGGGAUGGCCGCACUGCAUCAGGCUCCGGGUCACAAGCUUGAGACUUCUUGUGGGAGCCCCCACUACGCAGCGCCAGAGCUUAUCAUGGGCAAGGCGUAUCGCGGAGACUUAGUCGACAUCUGGGCUAUCGGAGUUGUCUUGUACGCAAUGCUUGCUGGAUAUCUGCCAUUCGAUAACCCGGGCAGCAUUACCCAAUUAAUGACACAGAUCAAGAGUGGCCGGUACGAAAUGCCUGAAGAUAUCAGCGAAGACGCAAAGAGUCUGAUUCAUCGGAUGUUGCAAGUCAACCCCAAAAACAGGAUCCAGAUGAGCCAGAUUUGGAAACACCCGCUACUCAAGAAGUAUGACUACUUAGACAAUUUUGGGCGAACAGCAUAUCUACAGUCUCCAAGUCCGAACGAUUACGCAAUCUCCAUGGGGCAUAAAGACAUCAACAAAGAAUUGUUGCGUAAUCUGAGGUCCAUGUGGCACAUGUAUACAGAGCAGCAAAUAGUAGACGCCCUCCUGAGUGACAAGCCAAACGAACAGAAGAUGUUCUACAGUUUGCUUCUUAAGCACCGCCAAACUGAGUCAGAAAACUAUAACCCUGCGCUCAACUAUUCUACGAGUGACUAUCACCAUGUCAAGCCGCUCGCUUUAACAAAGGCAUAUUCUACCUGCCAAUUUCCCCCACAGACACAGAAUGGACAUGUGCGUGAGGGCUCGAAGUUUACUGUCAUCAGCAAUGCUGCAGAGACAGAACAGAGUUAUGACCCUUUUAAAGCCUCCAGACCCCAACAUCUGACACAUCGAAAUGACCCUGCAAAGAUCACUAUACAUCGCGCCGCCGAAGAGUAUUCCUGGCAAGAAGAACCUUCGGUAUUGAAUCGUGGAGAUAGUGCACUGCGACCACCUCCUAGAACCUAUGCUUCACGAAGCUCAUUGAGUUCUACACGAAGCCGGAGCAGCAGUGGGCAGGUCAGAGCUGGCUACAAGCGAGGCGUAAGCUUUAACCAGAUUCACAAGCGUGUGAGCGGUGCUCGGAGAAACAGCUCAGCGCCCAAUCCGCCUACUGGACUCAAUGGUCGACACAGCAAUCACACUGAGGUGACUGAUGAUGAAGGCGAUUUUCUAAGUCCUGUUAACAACACAGCUGCUUCAACGAAGUAUAUCCGUUCAAGGAAGGCCGAGUCAAUAGCUGCUCAACCUCUUCGUCCUGCCAUCAAGCCGGGUCAGGCGAGUGAGAUAUUCAGUGAGGAUGUGCGACAGCAUAGCAGCAGCUUGGCCAAAGAUUGUGACGAGGCGUUCAACUGGGGUCCAAGCACAUCUGGAAAUGCCAAUAAGAAAACCAAAAACAAGCAUUCAUCCUUGGACUCUCGCCCUCUACCACCUCCCCCUGCUCGUACGACUUCUGUGAAGCAAGAGCUUCUCGAAGCACGAAAGCAGGCUGAGUUGCGGAAGCAGCUUGGGUGUGAAGAUUCGCCUGGGUAUUUGGAUCGCAUGGUAAACCACAUCGACCGGCUUAUCCAGCCACUAUCUCCAAACCUCUCGACUCCCGACCGUCGUAUCUCCUCUGCUCCUUCGGAUGGCCGAUAUACAAGCCGAGGUCUGCCAUCUAUCCACGAAUCCCAUGGCGAAGAUGUGUCUCCUCGAACGGCAAGAGGGAGGGCACUCUUGGAACUCCAGCGUAAAGUCGAAGCUAGGGAAGGUCGUAUCGCAUCUGCCCCCGAGCCUUGGAACAUGAAGCGCAGUCAUAACCCUGAUGAGCGUCGUGCCCAAAUUGUUGCUUUGGUCAAGGAUACCAUCAGAGUAGUCCAGCCUUCAUCGCCACUGGCAAGUCUGAGUCCCGUGAGGCCUCCGGCACCUCUGACGAUCCGAAAGAAGAGCUCUCUGGGCGUACCCCCCCUCUUGGAGGCCGCAGGAUCUACACCAGGUAACGCCGGGAAUGUGCCAGCACAGGCUUCUUAUACCCAUCGGAUCGACCAGCCAUCAAAGUCAGACCUUCAACACCAGUAUAAGUCCGCAGCUAGACCUGACAAUCGUUAUGAGCUACCGCCCAUCAGCGAGUCUAAGAAUGAUGACGACCACAAUGAUACCAGCACCGGCUCGAUUAUCAUAAAGAAGUCAUCUGGCUGGUUUAAGCGCAAUUCCAAGACUGACAGCGAGGACUAUAGAGUUUCAAUUGCCAGCUCUAAUGGUUCACGACCAGCAGAUAAUGAUGUCUCUGACCCUUACCAGCGGCCCAGAAAUCCACAACUCCAAUUGGCUUCUCCGAAGCAACCGAAGAAGAAGCCAUUUAAUCUUGGUAGAAUUUUCAAGAAGAAAUUGAAGCCGGAUAUGUCUAUCAGUGCCCAAGAAGUUUUCGACGACUCAGCCAGUAUUCAAGACUCCGUUAUGGAUACCCGAUACCAGAAUCUUACUGGGCGAGGCAACGGUGAAGAUGCGAGAACCAGACGGGUCGCACCGCAGCAGAGCUGGCUGGCUAAGCUGUUCCACGUCAAGCCCGCCUCGCAGUUCCUGUGCUUCUCUGUCUCCCAGAAACGUGCUCGCCGCGAGAUCACGGCUUUGUUGAAAGACUGGAAGCGCUACGGUAUUGAGGGUCUGCAAGUCGACAAGGAGCGCAAUAUCGUGUUUGCUCGGGUUUCUGCCAAUAAUUUCCUCGAGAUGAAAGAAGUCGCCUUCGCAUGUGAAAUCAUGACCGUCAUCGAGCAUGGCAAGCGCAACCACCUAAGCAUCGUCCGUUGCACUCAAGAGCAAGGCGCGGCCAGUACCUUCCAUACCUUUGUUGAGACGCUGGAGUCGGUGAUGCGCGUUCGCAAUCUGCUUGUCGCUGAUGACCGUAAGAAAAGAAUGAUGAUCAAGACGCUGAAUGCAGCCACCUGA
This is a messenger RNA of Drepanopeziza brunnea f. sp. 'multigermtubi' MB_m1, 3663 nucleotides long. RefSeq lists its product as uncharacterized. Gene Ontology annotation, molecular function: protein serine/threonine kinase activity; ATP binding. The record is from RefSeq and is a predicted model, not a curated record. Gene Ontology annotation, biological process: intracellular signal transduction; protein phosphorylation. NCBI's taxonomy places the organism in Eukaryota, Fungi, Ascomycota, Leotiomycetes, Helotiales, Drepanopezizaceae. Gene Ontology annotation, cellular component: cytoplasm.